CCUUCGUAAGGUGGGCAUAUGUCCUUGGCACGAUGAGUACCGCAGGUCAUGAUCAGAGAACGCCAUACUAAAAGUAAGUAUUUCGUAACCAGGCCCAACAUUUCAAUGUACCGGCUGUAGCGUUAUACCAGUGGUUACAUGGUUCAAAUUCCUACAUCAGAGAAUGAAAGGCUUUUCCGUGGUUGCUGUAUGUGGCUGAUGGAUUCAUUAUACACCCGUAUUUGACCCCUGGUUUGAUCUUGUACACCGAACCUUAACAAGUGAAUAUACGACCUAAACAUGUGUCUUUAGAGUCCGAAAGUGCCAUGGCGAAUGCACUUCAAGCCCUGCUUUCUUCCUAUUUCCUAUACGGGAGGGUGAUAAAGAAGGUCUAGACCGGAUAGGGUGGCUUCAGGUGCGUCGGCCGACAUAAUUGGACUGUUGCGCCAUCCAAUGGAAUACGCGAUCGUGCUCCCCGAGGUAGGAGGUCGCAUAUGCAGCGUAAGCGUAGCGGCCAGUCGCGGCCGCGGGCGGUCCGGUUCAGUACCACCCCUGUUGUAUCCCAGAGUGCGGUAUGCUUACCGAUAUACAAACCCUAAUGAUCGUAGUGACCACUUGCAAGCUACACACAACUACGCGACACCGAGAGAUCCUGAUGCGAUCUCUACGGACCUAGAAGAAUUGAAUCGAAAGUACAGAACCAGCUUCAUUCGUUUACUAGCGGAUGAAGCGCAAUCGACUGACGCCGCGAAGCGUCGAAGCAUCAACCUCGAGGCUGAGAUAGCCGAACGCAGUCCCAUUUGCGUUAGUGGACACGGACUGGUCGGCACCCACAUGGUACACCAGAGGCGUUACGGUCGGACCCAGAUACGUCCACAAACGUAUAGCAGCCUCCGGGACGUUGCAAAUGAUUUGGAGACGGGGAUGAAAGCUGGAGGACAGUCGGCUGCAACCUUGAGAACAAAAGCAUAAAAUUAAGUACAAGAAAUGGCAGGCAUCCGACGAAAUAGA
Messenger RNA from Pseudomassariella vexata, 990 nucleotides. RefSeq lists its product as uncharacterized. The record is from RefSeq and is a predicted model, not a curated record. Lineage: Eukaryota; Fungi; Ascomycota; Sordariomycetes; Amphisphaeriales; Pseudomassariaceae. The coding region runs from base 433 to 951 and encodes 172 amino acids. The transcript has 2 exons.